CUCAGUUACAGAGUUGCAGAUGAUUGCAGAGAAUCACCUGCACUUCGCACGACUUUAAUACACAUCUGAAAUUUUUAAUAACAAUAUAAUUAUUUAUACGCAAAAAAUGGCCACUCUCGCUCGCACUUUACGCCCGUAUUUGAGAUGCGUCCGCAAUCAAAGAAGAACUUAUGCAGAUGCUCCAGCAGGUGAUCAAAUGAAAUUUACAUUUGCCGGUGCCAAUCAGGUAUUUUAUGACCAAGCUGCAAUUCGUCAAGUUGACGUACCCUCCUUCUCCGGUUCCUUUGGUAUUCUACCGAAGCAUGUACCCACCUUGGCUGUAUUGAAACCUGGAGUAGUUACAGUGUAUGAAGAAGGUGGUACAACCAAGAAGGUGUUUGUUUCAUCUGGUACAGUUACCAUAAAUGAAGAUAACAGUGUACAGAUUUUGGCAGAAGAAGCCCAUCCAGUAGAAGACUUAGAUAACUCUGCAGCAAGAGAGAUUCUUAGCAAAGCUCAGCAACAGCUAUCCUCAGCAACAGCAGAGAAAGACAAGGCUGAGGCGGCUAUUGCGGUUGAAGUUGCAGAAGCUCUUGUGCAAGCUACACAAUAAAUAAUAUAAUAUAGAAUUAUGUAUUCAUGUUUCACCCUUUCACACUCUGUCAAUGUUAGAGAAAGAGACACAUGUUCAACAGGCUUAUAAUUGAUGUAAAACAGUGAAAUAAUAAAAACUUAAAGUCAGAUGUACGUAAAUUGGCUAAUAAUAAGUUGUAGUUGAGCCAAUUUUUAUUUUAUCGUGAAAAAUAAGUGUAUAGAAAGAAUAUUGUUAUCAUAGAUUCUUUAUUGAUGUUAGUUUCUGUAUUUGUUCUCUCGUUAACAACAUAAUAAACAUGCUGCCAUUUACAAGCUA
This is a messenger RNA of Pseudomyrmex gracilis, 889 nucleotides long. RefSeq names its product ATP synthase subunit delta, mitochondrial (gene ATPsyndelta). The record is from RefSeq and is a predicted model, not a curated record. Bases 107 to 592 code for a protein of 161 amino acids. NCBI's taxonomy places the organism in Eukaryota, Metazoa, Arthropoda, Insecta, Hymenoptera, Formicidae. Gene Ontology annotation, biological process: proton motive force-driven ATP synthesis. The transcript is spliced from 4 exons. Gene Ontology annotation, molecular function: proton-transporting ATP synthase activity, rotational mechanism.